This is a messenger RNA of Rhinichthys klamathensis goyatoka, 2215 nucleotides long. It is a transcript of the gene klf2a, whose product is annotated as Kruppel like factor 2a. Gene Ontology annotation, biological process: regulation of transcription by RNA polymerase II. Gene Ontology annotation, molecular function: RNA polymerase II cis-regulatory region sequence-specific DNA binding; DNA-binding transcription factor activity, RNA polymerase II-specific. The transcript is spliced from 3 exons. The record is from RefSeq and is a predicted model, not a curated record. Bases 296 to 1441 code for a protein of 381 amino acids. NCBI's taxonomy places the organism in Eukaryota, Metazoa, Chordata, Actinopteri, Cypriniformes, Leuciscidae.
GCUCUCACCAUCCAAGACGAAAGGCGCACGAGCCGGAGAACAGCAGCUAUAUAGCGCGGCUAAAAUUAGGGACGGAUAGUGCGUAUUUCCUCCGCUUCGUACAAUUGGUCCAGCUUCUACUGCCGUGAUAUUUAUAAGAUAAGGUCUUCCACCACUCAUACUUGCUGCAUGAGUGUGAAACAGAGAGUUUAACAGCAGAAACCGAGUUGUAGUGCACUACAACCAAAGUUUCUUGGAGGGAUUGCAACUGGUCCCCGAUUUUUAAAGCUUUUUAAUUUUACUGGGACGACUGGAAAUGGCUUUGACUGGAACAAUUUUACCGUCUAUUUCCACAUUUUCAGCACAGAAGGAAAAAUGCUGGGAAAACAGGUGGAAGGAUGAACUGGACAGGUCCAUGCAUCUCAGCUGCAUAGCUGACAUAACAAACAUGGACAACCUCAACAGAGCAAUAGACGACGAAGAUCUUGAUAAAUAUCUGGAUCUGGAGUUUAUUCUGGCCAACACUGCGGGUUCUGAUAAUCUCGGACUCGGUAUGGGAAGCGAUUACAGAAUGCAAGAAUCCAGAAACAUGUACAACCCCACCGCAUACUCGGUGCCCGAGAUCAACCCGUCACCUCCGCCGUAUACUACCAGCCUCAUGGCAGAGCUUCUGCAAUCCGAUGUAGACACCUACUGCCAGUCAUCUCUGCCCAACAACACCCAGGGAAGAUUCCUGGUCAGGUCUAUCUUCCCCAAUCAGGACAUUUCGGAGUGUAUCAAAGUGGAGCCCUGCAUGGACAGUUAUGGACCUGCAAGAGGAAUGGUUCCUAAAGUCAAACAAGAAGGCAACGGUGCAUGCAUGAGGUCAUAUGAGCAGCCAAGACUGGCCAACUCACCCCAGGGGGCAGGCAGCAUGACUCCACCGCAGAGCCCCGCGGAGCUCAUCAACACAGACUGUCAGUCACAGAUGUGCCACGCGAUGACGUUCAAGCAGGCUUACCAAGGCAACACGGGGUUUCCCCAUGCCGCACCUCCACAGAUGCACCUGUCUUACCCAAAUGCGCAUCACUUCAGCGUGUGCGACGACGGGCUUGGAAUGCCCAACGCCAACCAAAGAGUACUUCUGACACCACCCUCAUCUCCUCUGGAGAUGGACGCCAAACCAAAAAGGGGACGUCGCACCUGGCCGAGGAAACGGACAGCGUCUCACACUUGCACUUUUUCUGGAUGUGGCAAAACCUACACAAAAAGUUCCCACUUGAAGGCGCAUCACAGAACGCAUACAGGUGAGAAGCCCUACCACUGCAGCUGGGAAGGUUGUGGCUGGAAGUUUGCCCGUUCUGAUGAACUGACCCGUCACUUCCGCAAGCACACCGGACACCGACCCUUCCAGUGCCAUCUGUGCGAGCGCGCCUUCUCCCGGUCCGACCAUCUCGCCCUCCAUAUGAAACGCCAUAUGUAGGAACUGCCUCUGAAAAUUUGGACUAAACGCACUGAACAAUGAACAUCAUGGAUGUCAAAGCAAGCAUUUUGUCUGUACCCUUUAUUUAAAGUAUGACAAAAGAGGAAAAAUGAACUGACUUGACCUAUUGCUGAAUCCUAAACAGUCUUUUGCAUUGUAGCUGGUUCUACACUUCAUUUCUUUACAGAUUUUUUUUAAAGAAACAAAAUAUAUUUUCCUUUUCCAAUGAGCUUGACAAAUGCCAAACAAGUUCAACUCAUGUUAGGCUGGACCUAAACCUCAAGACGGAACUGGAAUCAGACAGUUAAAUGUGUUUAAGUUAACAUGAUGUACUAUGGACAUGACAACAGUGCCUUUUAAUUCAUGUAUACAUCUCACGAGUGCCAUAAAUACUCUUGGCAUUUUUAAAAAAAAUUGUAUGCUAUUGUUUCAAGAAACUAAAUAAGCUUUGUAAGACAAUGUUUUCUUCUUUCAAAACUGCCUUAAAAGUUAACAAAAGGGCGUUAACUGAAUGUUUUUAAGUAAUUGAAGUAAUUUGUGCAUUUAUCGACAUAAACAUUUAAAAAUCAGGGUCUUAUGGUUUUUUCGUUUCUUUUUUUUUCUAACGUAUUCUUACAAAUUUGUAUGUUGUUAACGUGAAUUGCAGACUGUCCCAUGUUCGGAUGACAUGAUAAGGGCUAUGUGAGUUGUUCUGGACCAAACAUUUUAUGUACAUAAUUUAUACACUGUAAAUAUUGUACUUAAUGUACAUAUUAAACUUAAUUGAGAUAUAAA